CUCUCAGCUGUCAGAGAGCAUUCAGUCUGCAGUGGAGGCACAAGCAGAAUCUGCCUCUGUUUGCUUAAUCUGCCGUUGCAGCACUAGUCCAAACCUCCAAAUUUAAAGGACUAUCUGAUGCUCUCUGUUUCUACUCAGCUACAAGAACUGAAAGGAGACAAGGAGUUAAAAAGGAAUUAAAUAUCCACUAAAUCUUGGCUUUUUAUUCUGUUUCUCUUCUAUUUCCUCCUUCCUGUCGUUGACCAGCAGAAUCACAGACGAAGCAGAUCACCAUCACAACAACCGCUUCUGAAGACAUCGUGGGAAUAACUUGCAACCUUAAUGCGAGAUACCACGACUAGUCCUCUGUGGAUCUGCAGUGUUUGAGUGAGAGUGUGUGCGUGACCCCUGCCAGAUAGGGCCCCCACCACAUUGUGUGUGCGUGCGUGAGGAGGCUAAUGCCCACGGUAGUGUGGUCAGGGCCAGAGGAGGAUGGGUCCGGCUGUGGAGGCUCAGGCCCAGGAGGCCAUGGAUGCAGAGCAAAAGCAAAAGCAGCAGCAGCAACAGCAGCAGAAGCAGCACCAGCAGUGCUACAUGGAGAAAGGAGUGAUGCUUGAACCCUUCAUACACCAGGUCGGGGGACAUUGCUGCGUCCUGCGCUUCGGGGAGCAAACCAUCUGCAAGCCCCUCAUCCCCCGUGAACAUCAGUUCUACAAGAAUCUGCCUGCUGCAAUUAGGAAGUUUACCCCCCAAUACAGAGGUAAUGCAAACUAGCCUUUUCUAACCUGUGUUGUGGCUGUUGUGUUUUGUUGUGUUGUUAUGCAUCUCUCUUUCUUUAUUUCAUUGCUCUGUGUACAUAUGUGCAAAUCAGGUGGGGACUGAUGUUUUUGCAGACAUGCCUUACAUUUUUGCAGGUUGUGUGUAAACGUUGAGAUUUUUAGGAAACGGAGCUCCCUGCUCCUGCUCAAGUGUUGUUUCUAGGUGCCUGCCAGCAGCAUGUACCAAAUUGUGCCACAGGAGGGUGCUGCAGCUGAGACUGCAAGUGGGCCUCCUACAAACAGGCUAUCCCAUUUGUGAUGUCCUCUUUGUAAGAGGCUGCACUAACACAGAUCCAGUAAUCCAAGGAGGUGCUGGACAGAGACCAUGAGGUCAUCUGAAAAGGUCAACAUCGACAGCCCUCUGGAUGACUGUGGAGCUUACAAACCUGAUGGAAUCACCACCACCACACCCUUUUUAGGAUCUUUAGAAAAGAUUAUGCACAGUGUGGUGUCGGUGAGCUUCGAGGAGGAUGAAGAAGGGAACCACUGCGUCAUUGCUUACCCCCUCCAGAGUGACCCAGCAGCAGAUCUGGAGAACAAGGACCCCUCGGCCGACUGCGAGCCCAAAAGCGAGAUGCUCAAGUGGGGGAAAAUGAUUGCAUCCUCACUGCUUGUGGACAGCGAGAAUUACAGCAAAGAUGGCCGAAGCCGCCACUCUCGUAAAGACAAAGACAAGAGUGUCCACAAGCUGCAGGAGGAUGUGGGGCUGGAGUCGCUGCGGCAGGCCGAGGUGCUCUACUACAGACUGGAGCGCAGUCACAGUAACGCUGUACCACAGCUCCGACACAACCCCUGGAGCCUCAGGUGUCAACAGUACCACCUGCAGAAGAUGAAGGAAAACGCCAAGCACCGCAACCAGUACAAAUUCAUCCUGCUGGAAAAUCUGACGUGGCGGCACACCAUGCCGUGUGUGUUGGACUUAAAAAUGGGCACACAGCAGCAUGGAGACGAUGCCUCGGAGGAGAAGAAGGCCGUGAAGAUCCGCAAGUGCCAGCAGAGCACAGCAUCCUCAAUUGGAGUCUGCCUCUCUGGCAUGCAGGUGUACCAGUCUGACACGGGCCAGCUGAUGUUCAUGAGCAAGUUCCACGGCCGCAGGCUGACCCUGCCGGACUUCAAGGAGGCUUUGUUCCAGUUCUUCCACAGUGGACGGCAUCUACGAAGUGAGCUCCUCUCUCCGGUGCUGCACAGGCUCAGAGACAUGCAAGCUGCCCUGGAAGCCUGUGAGUCCUAUCGCUUCUACUCCAGCUCCCUGCUCAUCAUCUACGACGGAGCGCCCCGCCGAAAACACACACGCCAACACACUGAGGACGGACUCUCAGAAGAAGAGGAUGAGGAGGACGAGGAGGUGGAGGCUGAACCAGAAAAGGAGGAGGAGGAGGAGGUGGGUGCAGUAGCAGGUGCGCUUAGUUUUCCUCACAGCCCCUCCGCGUCUAGCAAUGGCAGCAGCAGUGGCGGGAGCUCAGCUGUCAGCCAGGCUCGCUUGUCCCGCUCAGACUCCCGCAGCCCCGUGGUGGAUGUCAGGAUGAUAGAUUUUGCCCACACCACCUGCAGACAUUACCAGGAGGACAGAGUGGUGCACGAGGGCCUGGACAGCGGUUACAUCUUUGGUCUCCAGAACCUGAUCAACAUCAUCUCCGAGCUGGAGAACCACAGCACAGACUGAAGACUGACACGACACACACACACAUUCAGACACAGAUGCACAAUAACACACUCUCUGACCUUUGGAAGAAAAGAGGAGGACUGGACUACAGAAGCGGAGAGAGAUUUCUCCUCUCCUCUUCAAAAUCAGACCUUGUUGUAGCUGGCCUUUCAUCGGACCCCGUUCCCGUUUCUGCCGUUGGUGCUUCUCGAUCUUCCUGUUGUGUGUGUCCGUCUUCGGGAUAUGAAACAGACCUGCACGUAACAUAGAAGAGCCAUCUGUGUGACUGAUGCAGUGAUUUACCCAUUGUCAUCAUUCUGUUUAAUCCAGUUCACCUUUAGGACAAAAGGGGUAGACAGCAAAUAAAAGUAGUUUGAAGUCUGAGACAGUAGAAAUGUUUUCAUUGUGUCCGAUUCCAAAGAAAGUGUCAGCAUUUUGCACACACAAACAUGCACUUUCAACACAUUCUGUUGAACAAGUGUGUGUUUACAGUGAGACAGGGCUAUGCGAGAGAGCAGGAGUUGUAUGUGUAUGAGGACAGAGUCGAUGGGAGGAGAGGUAGUACACUCACACCCUCCAUUCUUCUCUUUUGCCUUUUCAUUCUGCCAUCCUUCUUUCCCUGUUCGUCUUCAAAGAGACUAUAUUCAUAUAAGUAUCAGAGACAGAUGAUAUAGAGUUAUUUCUUUAUUUGACACGUUUCAUAAAAUAAACAAAGUUCAAAAAAGAUUGUGUAUGGACAGUACUACAUUCCAUGUUAUUAAUGUUAUAAUAAUGAUAUGAAUUAAUAUUGUUAUUUGACAUGUUUGGAUACCUCUAUCUUGUAUAAAUGUGUUGUCCACAGUUUGUUUGGGGAGAAAUUAAAGUCUUGGGUUUGUGCUAA
This is a messenger RNA of Siniperca chuatsi (mandarin fish), 3319 nucleotides long. RefSeq names its product inositol hexakisphosphate kinase 2-like. Gene Ontology annotation, biological process: inositol phosphate biosynthetic process; phosphatidylinositol phosphate biosynthetic process. NCBI's taxonomy places the organism in Eukaryota, Metazoa, Chordata, Actinopteri, Centrarchiformes, Sinipercidae. Gene Ontology annotation, molecular function: inositol hexakisphosphate kinase activity. Gene Ontology annotation, cellular component: cytoplasm; nucleus. The transcript has 6 exons. The record is from RefSeq and is a predicted model, not a curated record. The coding region runs from base 1123 to 2460 and encodes 445 amino acids.